AUUUUAUCCUAACGGGCCUCCAUGCCUGAGGGGACCUCAGUGCCACCCUCCUUCGCCACUUUGCCAGCUGCCCUCACGUUCGUGGCAUCACCUCAGUUGCGUUUUGCUACAUGAAGUUCACCACCAGCUAGAACCCAAACCCCCCUGGCCUCAUAGCCCCUCCCCUUUCCCCUUUGCCCACCAAUGAGACAUAUCACUCAGAGUUUGGCUACCCAAUGAGCUCCUGGGUGCAGGGGUUGCUGGGACAUCAGCUGUCCUAUAAAGCGCGGGAGGGGGCAUGUCACGCCAUAGAGGACUACGUGCACAGGCUGCGGGAGGAGAGUGGGUUGCUAAGGAUGCACUGUUAUCGGGCAACCCUUGAGACAGUUAUCAGGGAGGUGAAGCCAGAGCUGCGCAGGCCCGGAGUCCAGGCGAUAAAGAAAGCACAUCUACUACCCUUUACAGAGUAUGCCCGUCUGGGUCUGCCCCGCGUUGGCCUGCCCCCUGACCUGCCCCUGGACACCUGCAGAGUGGGGGCCAUGCUGAGGCAGGAGGGUCGUGUGGUGGUAUACUUCAGCGUGGCUCUGCUACUGGCACCGGUGGUGUAGACACUGGUGCUGCUGGACAGGAUGCUAUACCUCCAGGAGAAAGGUAUAAAGAGUCAGCUGGUGCCAUUCUUUGACCCUGCGUUGACCCUGAAACCUGGUACUGAUGGCUUUGACACCUCUAAAACCGUGUGUUGUGUUCAGAGUUUACUACCUUACUCAUUGGUCCUCAAAGAUUUUGGAGUGGAAGUUUAGAAGUGAGUAUCUGUGUCCGAAUAUCCGUGUGAAAACCCAGCAGUGUUGCAGUUCUUGACACAAACCGGUGCGACUGGCACCUUCUACCAUACUCCGUUCAAAGGCACUUUAAAUCUGGAUUUGGUUUCAUUAACAUAUUUAGUGAAACCCAAGUGCAUAUAUACAUUAAAUCAAAUACCCUAGUACACACACCAAAACUUUUCAAAUGUUCAAAUCAACAACAAAAAACGUAGACAGUCCGGUGCAUCGCAGAUUCAAAACUGUUGGACAGCAACAUAAAACUAAAGCACUGAUAAUUGGGAACGAGAGCAGUCAUUCUGAUAAGGCUUGAUCCAUAAAUUAAAUAGGUAGCCUAGCCUACAAACCUAAAACAAUCCAUAUGUUCAAAUCAAAAGGCCUGAUUGACAUCAAUAACGCAGCCACAUCCCGAGUCCCCACUGCUGAUGCAUUAAAAAAUCUAAAGAUGGUUUCGUUUAAAACCUCUAAUGAACAAUACUUUAAUGAGAACAAAAAUCCACUUUGGGUAAAUAAAAAAUGUUUUCAAAAGAUGUAGCCUAUGAUGCAACACGCAUGAUCAUUUUAAAGAGAACAAAAACUACUUGGCCUACAGUACAUUUGAACACCACCGCAGAAGCUUCGCUAUUAGGCAUCUUCCCAAUUAAGUUGCCUAAUUUUGUUAGGUCCUAGUUCUCCAAGUAGCCAAUCACUCACAGCCUACCUCUUCCAAUGCAUUGUGGAAAAAUGUGCAUGAAAUUCUACUAGAUGAGCUGAAAUUAGUAACAUUUAAACCAUACCUGAUUUUUGAAAAUUGCAUACUAUAAAAUGUUUUCCCAUACUGAGAAUGCGUCAUGCACAAUUGCAUUGUUUCGUGUUAUUGGUUAAUUUUGGUAGCACAUCCCCAUAUCUGGUUCUCAAAGCUGAAAUAGGUAUGACAUCUGGACAUUUAAAGUAUACUUGAUUUUCAAAAUGUCACAUACUAUAAAACUUUUGCAUACUCAAAAUGGCCUAUUUAGAACGCAAGUAUGGGUAUUCGGACAUGGCCAGAGUCAAAUGACUAAUAUUUCAUCACAGAAUGUGGAAAGAAGUGGAGGGCACGCAACCAUACAUGUAAUGCAAUUGCUUUUCCAUAUUGUCUGGACAAAAUUGCUUUUGAGAGAAUGUACCCCUUUUCUGGCAAAUUGUGGCAAUGAAUAAAGACUAGUAUUUAGAUUUCA
Salmo salar (Atlantic salmon) is the source of this 1993-nucleotide messenger RNA. Its product is annotated as methyltransferase-like protein 25B. The record is from RefSeq and is a predicted model, not a curated record. Lineage: Eukaryota; Metazoa; Chordata; Actinopteri; Salmoniformes; Salmonidae.